AUGUGCAACCCAUUCAACAAUGUCACCAUCAGCAGAAGCAACCGCAGCCGGGUCGGCGGAGGCCACUAUUACGACCCCGCCAAAGCAGACGCAGCGAUUGAAGCCAUAGCAGCUGGCUUUGCCACACCAUCUGCGCUCUUGAAGCACGAGCUGGCCUAUUGCUUGGGCCAGACAAAGAAGGACGCAGCCCUCAAGCCAUUGCGAGAUGUGCUCUCAGAUCUAAAUGAGGAUCCAAUGUGUAGACACGAGGCUGCUGAAGCGCUCGGUGCGCUAGGCCACUCCGAGAGUCUGGAAUUACUCAAGCACUUCCGCGAUCGAGAGGGAGAGGCAGACGUUAUCACAGAGACCUGCGAGAUUGCGAUUGAUCGCAUCGAAUGGCAGAACUCAAAGGAGAGAGAAGCAGAGAAGCUGCGCCAAAGCGACUUUGCCUCUAUCGACCCAGCGCCCCCCAUGCCCGAGGCUGGGAACACGAUCGAAGACCUCGAGAAGACAUUGAUGGACACCAAGCAACCACUUUUUAUGCGCUACCGGGCUAUGUUCGCUCUGCGCGACCUCGCUUCGCCUCCCGACCUGCCCACCGCGGAACAAGCCGUCUUGGCUUUGGCCAAAGGUUUCUCAGACAGUUCUGCCCUCUUCCGCCAUGAGAUCGCAUUCGUCUUCGGCCAGCUGUCCCAUCCAGCAUCGAUCCCUGCGCUGACCGCGGCCCUCAGCGACGUGAACGAAGCGAGUAUGGUGAGGCAUGAGGCUGCUGAAGCUCUGGGUAGUCUUGGCGAAGAGGAAGGUGUCGAGCAGACCUUGAAGAAGUUCCUCCAUGAUAAGGAGCGCGUAGUGGUCGAGAGUGUCAUCGUCGCGUUGGACAUGGCCGAGUACGAGAAAGGGACAGACGCAGAAUAUGCCCUGAUACCGGAGACUGGCGCGGCUGCUGCAUAA
Messenger RNA from Emericellopsis cladophorae, 930 nucleotides. RefSeq names its product Deoxyhypusine hydroxylase-like protein. The transcript has 3 exons. Gene Ontology annotation, molecular function: deoxyhypusine monooxygenase activity. The coding region runs from base 1 to 930 and encodes 309 amino acids. NCBI's taxonomy places the organism in Eukaryota, Fungi, Ascomycota, Sordariomycetes, Hypocreales, Bionectriaceae. The record is from RefSeq and is a predicted model, not a curated record. Gene Ontology annotation, biological process: peptidyl-hypusine biosynthetic process.